AUGGCAAAUGAAAUAUCUGUUAUCAGCGUGGGAGCUGUGUUCCUGGUUGUGUUGCUAUUGAUGGUACUGAUUUGCACUUCUGGUCAGAGAGAGAAGAAGAAAUACCACAAGGGAAAAGUUGAAUCUAGACUGCUGAAGUAUCUCUAUCAGUUCCUUCCCUGCUCCUCGCCUCCUUCCCUCCCAGGUCCUCCCAGCCUUUUCCUCAUUGGCAACAUGAUGGAGCUGACACGCGAUCAUCUGCCAAUUCACCUGACCAAUCUGGCACAGCAGUACGGAAACAUCUACCGCCUUAAAUGUGGAAACACAACCAUGGUGGUACUUAACAGUAGUAAAGUCAUAAGAGAAGCACUGGUGAAAAAAUGGUCAGACUUUGCUGGGAGACCAGUUUCAUACACAGCUGACAUUGUGUCUGGGGGAGGGCACACAAUAUCCCUGGGGGACUACAAUGAGGAGUGGAGGGCACAUCGUCGUCUCGUACACAGUGCUUUGCAGCGUUGCUGCCAGCAGUCAUUGCAUGACGUGAUUGAGAGAUAUGCACUUGGUCACAUAAAAAAAAAAAAAACGUUGUUUGUCCACUGUUAGGUUUUGAUGGACUAUCAAGGCAGUGCUGUAGAUCUCUCAGAGGAUUUCACAGUGGCAGCCAGUAAUGUCAUUACCACUUUGGCUUUUGGAAAAGAAUAUGAUAAGAGUUCUUUGGAGCUGCAGCAGCUGCACAGCUGCCUGAACGAGAUUGUCGCUCUGUGGGGCUCCUCUUGGAUUUCUGCUCUGGACUCCUUCCCACUGCUCAGAAAAUUACCCAAUCCUGUGUUUUCCCGUCUCCUGAAAGAGGUGGCCAGGAGAGAUGAAAUCAUAAGAAAACAUCUCAACAAUUACAAGCUGUCACAAGACAACAAAAACAAGUAUGCCAUCACAGGAUCACUCCUUGAGGGCCUUGACAAACAUCGGAACACAGAACAUGGAGUACUGACAGAUAUUCACGUUCACAUGGCCACUGUGGACCUUCUCAUCGGGGGAACAGAGACCACUGCAGCCUGGCUGAACUGGACUGUGGCCUUCCUAUUGCACAGACCAGAGGUGCAGGCUAAGGUGUAUGAGGAGUUGUGCAGGGUACUUGAGGGACGAUACCCCAAGUACAGUGACAGACACAGACUUCCCGUUCUGUGUUCUCUGAUCCAUGAGGUGCUCAGACUCAGGCCAGUUGCCCCGCUGGCGGUGCCACACAGAGCCAUCAGAGACAGCAGUAUUGCAGGCUACUUCAUCCCCAGGAACACAGUCAUCAUUCCUAAUCUUUUUGGAGCUCACCAUGAUCCUGCAGUUUGGACUGACCCAUACAGCUUCAAACCAGAGCGCUUUUUGGAAGGGGGAGGAGGCUCCACCCGCGCCCUGGUCCCUUUUGGAGGGGGGGCUCGGCUCUGCCUGGGAGAGUCUGUUGCCAAAAUGGAGCUCUUUCUGUUCACUGCCUACUUGCUGAGAGAUUUCCAGUUCAUCCCUCCUGAGAGCGAGGCCUCUCUGCCCGACCUAAAAGGAGUUGCUAGUGUUGUACUCAAGAUCAAGUCUUACACAGUUAUAGCACAUCCCAGACGUGACUAAUCCUUGAACCACAGAGGGUGUACUGCUUUAAUGUUGUGUGUUUAUUUGUGCGCAAAUAAAUUAUUCAAAAAAACUUUACCAUAUAAAAAUAAUAACAUAACCUUCAUAUGUAUGAUUUUCAUUGGUACUCCUUUACAUUUACCUGUAGUAUUGGAUAUCCUGAUUAAAAUAGUCUUUAAAUUUG
Molecule: messenger RNA, 1774 nt
Organism: Micropterus dolomieu (smallmouth bass)
Lineage: Eukaryota; Metazoa; Chordata; Actinopteri; Centrarchiformes; Centrarchidae
Gene: cyp21a2
Product: steroid 21-hydroxylase
Exons: 12
Biological process (GO): hormone biosynthetic process; progesterone metabolic process
Molecular function (GO): heme binding; steroid 17-alpha-monooxygenase activity; iron ion binding
Source: RefSeq, a predicted model, not a curated record